AACUCUUCUCUCUCUUGUUCAUUGAUUUUUCAUCAGCGAAAGAGAAGAAGGAAGAAGAUUUUGUUUAUAGUUACUUUUGCGCUGUCUUUUUUCUGGAAUAUCUGUGGAUUAUACACAGUGUGAGAAAUAGAGAUGGCUGGAAAAGGAGAGGGGCCUGCAAUUGGAAUCGACUUGGGGACAACAUAUUCAUGCGUGGGAGUUUGGCAGCAUGAUCGAGUGGAGAUAAUUGCCAACGAUCAGGGCAACAGGACGACGCCCUCCUAUGUCGCCUUCACAGACACAGAGCGUCUUAUUGGAGAUGCUGCUAAGAACCAGGUCGCCAUGAACCCCAUCAACACAGUAUUCGAUGCAAAGCGGCUGAUUGGUAGGAGAUAUUCUGAUGCAUCUGUUCAGAGUGAUAUUAAGCUAUGGCCAUUCAAGGUAAUUGCGGGACCAGGUGACAAACCUAUGAUUGUUGUCACAUACAAAGGUGAAGAGAAACAGUUUGCAGCAGAGGAAAUAUCCUCCAUGGUACUGAUCAAAAUGAAGGAGAUUGCUGAGGCCUAUCUGGGGACCACGAUUAAGAAUGCUGUCGUUACAGUCCCUGCAUAUUUCAAUGAUUCUCAGAGACAGGCUACAAAAGAUGCUGGUGUGAUCUCUGGUUUGAAUGUUAUGAGAAUCAUCAAUGAGCCAACUGCUGCUGCCAUUGCCUAUGGGCUUGAUAAGAAGGCCAGCAGUGUGGGCGAGAAAAAUGUUCUGAUUUUUGAUCUGGGUGGUGGGACAUUUGAUGUUUCCCUCUUGACAAUUGAAGAGGGCAUCUUCGAGGUAAAGGCUACUGCAGGGGAUACUCAUUUGGGAGGUGAAGAUUUUGACAACCGCAUGGUAAACCAUUUUGUUCAGGAAUUCAAGAGGAAGUACAAGAAAGAUAUUACUGGCAAUGCAAGAGCCCUCAGGAGAUUGAGGACUGCAUGUGAGCGGGCGAAGAGGACCCUCUCAUCCACUGCUCAGACUACCAUUGAGAUUGAUUCAUUAUAUGAAGGCAUUGACUUCUACUCCACCAUUACUAGAGCCAGAUUUGAAGAAUUGAACAUGGAUCUCUUCAGGAAAUGCAUGGAGCCAGUUGAGAAAUGUCUCCGAGACGCAAAGAUGGAUAAGAGCUCGGUUGAUGAUGUUGUACUUGUCGGCGGGUCAACUAGGAUUCCCAAGGUACAGUCCUUGUUGCAGGACUUUUUCAAUGGUAAGGAGCUCUGCAAGAGCAUAAAUCCUGAUGAGGCUGUUGCUUAUGGAGCUGCGGUCCAGGCUGCCAUUUUGAGUGGAGAAGGCAAUGAGAAGGUACAAGAUCUCUUGCUUCUUGAUGUUACUCCUCUGUCCCUUGGUCUUGAAACUGCUGGUGGUGUUAUGACAGUUUUGAUUCCUAGAAAUACUACCAUACCCACAAAGAAAGAGCAGGUGUUUUCUACCUACUCAGACAACCAGCCUGGUGUAUUGAUUCAAGUGUAUGAGGGUGAGAGAACAAGAACAAAAGAUAAUAAUUUGUUGGGCAAGUUUGAACUCUCUGGGAUACCCCCUGCUCCUAGAGGGGUUCCUCAGAUCACUGUUUGUUUUGAUAUUGAUGCAAAUGGAAUACUUAAUGUGUCUGCUGAAGACAAAACUACCGGUCAAAAGAAUAAGAUCACAAUUACCAAUGAUAAGGGUAGGCUGAGCAAGGAAGAGAUUGAGAAGAUGGUCCAAGAUGCUGAGAAGUAUAAGUCUGAAGAUGAAGAACACAAGAAAAAGGUGGAAUCGAAGAAUUCUUUAGAGAACUAUGCUUACAACAUGAGAAACACAGUAAGAGAUGAGAAAAUUGCCUCCAAACUGGAUGCAGCUGACAAGAAGAAGAUUGAGGAUGCAAUUGAAGAAGCUAUCCAGUGGCUUGAUAACAAUCAGCUGGCAGAAGCUGAUGAGUUUGAUGACAAGAUGAAAGAGCUGGAAAGCUUAUGCAAUCCCAUUAUAGCAAAAAUGUACCAAGGAGCAGGGCCUGAUAUGCCUGGUGGAGGAUUCGGAGGUCCAAGUUCUCCUGACCAUGGUACAUCUGCUGGUGCAGGUGCUGGUCCGAAGAUUGAGGAGGUUGAUUAAAUUGAAAUGAAGGAUAGCUUUGACUUGAUAGUUUAAGUGUCAGGAAGUUGUGCUUUUUAGAAGUUUUUAGUUUGUAGGGUUAAUAUUUGAAAUACUCACCUUGAUGCUCAGAAUGUUUUUGAGUUUUAAUGCAAUUAAUGCUUGUAGAAUUUUCAUCUGAAAGUGCUGUUCUUUGUUUUUCUCUUGGAAAAUGGAAUUUGAAUUGGGAAGUAUAUAUUCAAUAAGCAAAUUCAUAUUUAUGGA
Cryptomeria japonica (Japanese cedar) is the source of this 2337-nucleotide messenger RNA. RefSeq names its product heat shock cognate 70 kDa protein 2. The record is from RefSeq and is a predicted model, not a curated record. Gene Ontology annotation, molecular function: misfolded protein binding; ATP binding; ATP-dependent protein folding chaperone. Bases 133 to 2094 code for a protein of 653 amino acids. Gene Ontology annotation, biological process: protein refolding; cellular response to unfolded protein. Lineage: Eukaryota; Viridiplantae; Streptophyta; Pinopsida; Cupressales; Cupressaceae. The transcript has 2 exons. Gene Ontology annotation, cellular component: cytoplasm.